This is a messenger RNA of Emiliania huxleyi CCMP1516, 351 nucleotides long. RefSeq names its product putative ubiquitin-protein ligase. The record is from RefSeq and is a predicted model, not a curated record. Gene Ontology annotation, molecular function: ubiquitin-protein transferase activity. Lineage: Eukaryota; Haptophyta; Isochrysidales; Noelaerhabdaceae. The coding region runs from base 1 to 351 and encodes 116 amino acids. The transcript is spliced from 3 exons.
AUGUGCCUCUGGGGGGGGUACCUCCUCGUCGACUCGGUUGCGACGCAGUCGGACGCCUUCCUGCGCGGCUUCGAGUCGGAGCUCGAGCUGCUGCUGUGCGGCUCGCCAAAUCUCGACUUCGAGGCGCUGGAGCGGGUGACGCAGUACGACGACGGCUUCUCCUGUGACAGCCCGUGCAUCGCGCUGCUGUGGGAGGUGAUCCACGAGCUGCCGCUCGAGAUGAAGAAGAAGUUCCUCUUCUUUUGCACCGGCUCGGACCGGGUGCCAAUCAAGGGGCUCGGCAACCUCUCCUUCGUCAUCUCGCGCAACGGCUCCGACGAGGAGCGACUCCAGUCGGCGACUCACACCUGA